Dunckerocampus dactyliophorus (ringed pipefish) is the source of this 7223-nucleotide messenger RNA. RefSeq names its product adaptor related protein complex 5 subunit sigma 1 (gene ap5s1). NCBI's taxonomy places the organism in Eukaryota, Metazoa, Chordata, Actinopteri, Syngnathiformes, Syngnathidae. The transcript has 3 exons. The coding region runs from base 56 to 661 and encodes 201 amino acids. Gene Ontology annotation, biological process: double-strand break repair via homologous recombination; endosomal transport. The record is from RefSeq and is a predicted model, not a curated record. Gene Ontology annotation, cellular component: AP-type membrane coat adaptor complex; lysosome; late endosome.
UCGAUGGGCAGCACAACAUCAGAAUAAACAGACCGACGAGACUUCUUAAACGAACAUGGUUCGUUGUUUCAUCAUCCACACCGUGUGCCAGAUUAACGCCCUUGCUCCAGGGGAGAGCAGGGUGCUCUACUCUCGCGUCUUCGGGCCGGACGAGGCUGUAUUUCAUGCCGGGCAGCAGCAGCAUCUUAACCCGAAGGAGAGGCGACUUCUCUCGGCUGAGAAGCUCGCCGUGGUGGCGCGGCAGGUCCACAGUGCUGUCUCCAUGUCCCGGGAAGCUUCUGGGCGUCCUCUGAUGGAGAUGCUGCCCGGCGAGGAGGCGCUGGCUCUGCAGGAGGCCAACAGCGGGGUGGUGCGGCUCCGAUCCGGAGACCCCUUUUCUGAGGAGAUGAGCGCACUGUGGAUUGCCGUGCAAAGUUUGGCUUUUGUGAUGGUGUGCGAACCUCACGAGAACCUCAUUCUGGCUGAGGGAACCCUCCGGAACCUGAUCAGACACUGCCUGGAGCACCUCCACAUGCUGGGCCAAGGCAGCGAGGUUCUACUGAAGAGCAACCGCAUCGACGUUCUCCUUAGUCGUCUGCUUCCUCACGGCCAGCUACUCUUCCUCAACCACCGCUUUGCUCAGAGUCUGGAGAAGGACGUGUUGGCCGACAUGAACAAAUGAGCAUGGUGAUUGGCUGACUUGGUGCCGCCAUGUUGGACCAGCAGACCUCCGCUUUGAGACUCCUUGCUAGCUUUUGUAGCAUGCCACAGAGCUACAGCUACAUGUCCUCAGUACUGAUUGGCUGAGAAGAAGAAGAAGAACAGCCUGCUAGACGCUGCAGGAGGUCUGUAUGUAUUUGUGACUCUAUGCACAGCACAUUAUACUGUAUGUGUCACAUUAAAGCAGCGGCAACACAGGUGAUUAACAUCUGAAGUGUUACCAUGCUGACAGUUUUAAUAUGCAACUGUCAGUCUGUCUUUGGAGUGUAAAAAAUGAUAACUUUAACUGAAACUUUAAAUAACCUGGUUGAUGCAGCAAGACAGUUUAACACGGCAAUAUGUCUCAUUUUCCCACAUUAAUAAGUACAAAUAAACCAGUUUAUAAUUAAACUUUAAUCUUCAAAUAUUGAAUUAUAGAAAAUAAUAAUUGUUAGCAAAAAACCCCCAAGUAAACCAUAUAACCAAUAAUAAUUUUCAAUUAAAGUAAGUUAAUUAAAAUCCCCGUAUGAUCAGUUAUGCAUCCAUCCAUAUUCUAUACCCCUUCUCCUCUUUAGGGUCACGUGGGCAUGCUGGAGCCUAUCCCAGGUGACUUCGGGCGACAGGCGGGGUACACCCUGGACUGGUCGUCAGCCAUUCACAGGGCACAUAUAGACAAACAACCAUUCAUACUCACAUUCAUACCUAUGGACAAUUUAGAGUCACCAAUUAACCUAACAUGCAUGUUUUUGGAAUGUGGGAGGAAACCGGAGUACCCGGACAAAACCCACACACGCACGGGGAGAACAUGCAAACUCCCAAGGGAGAAUCGAACCCAGGUCUUCCCGACCUCCAGACUGUUACUGUGUUGGCCAACAUGCUAACCACUAGACCACCAUGUGGCAUGAUCUGUUAUGAAAGGCUCCAAUCUGGAGGAUCUAUCUAUGCUACAAUGCAGGACUUGACCGCUAGAGGGCAGUGUGUCGCCAUCCAGGUUGAGAGCUGACAAAUGCAUCAAAAAAUAAAUAAAAAGCAUUGACUAAAUGCUUUGCUGUGACUUGCAAACAGUCGGAAGUGAGGCUUGCCGACAUCAAAUAAACAGUUUGUUUUCAUGUGCAGUUUGUAAUUACGUCCAAUUAAUGACGCGCGCCGCAGGAAGUUGUUUCUUAAACAGCUGUUUAGAUUAAAUGGAUGAGUGGCUGGCAAGCGGAGAUUAAAAUCACACUUUUGCUUCCCUCCCUUUUCCCUUCUUCUCUGUGACACUGCAGCAUGCUGCAUGUCACAACUGCGCAUAAACGCUUGGAUGAGAAGGCUGGAAAGUUCUUUAGGGGGGUAAAGCUGCCUGUCACUAUUAUAAAAGGUUUAUUAAAUGUACAGGCAACGUUUGAAAUCAUAGUUUAACAUUCUUAAGUGCCAUACAAGCGUAAAAAGAAGUGAAGCAGUGUUAAUAGGAGAAAUGUUAACUUUGCUAACAAGGGAUUACGCGUGUGGUGACUCAUGUCACUUCCUGCCCCUAUUCUUCUUCUCUACUUACACAAAAAAGCCAAAGAAAAAGCAAAAAGUUGACCCUUUGAUACUCAUUGAACUCGGCUCUUGUUUUUGCGUUGGCGGUUCGAGCUAGUAAUUUACAAGUCAAAGAUGACGGGAGGGCUCUGCUGUUUUUAAGGAUUUACUGUAAUAGCGUAAGUUAACGAUCCUCUGUGUGACAGGAGCACUCUGCUGUUUUUGAGCAUCUACUGCCAAAAACACUAGUUAAAGAUCCUCUCUUGGGCAGUAGCUCUUUGCUGUUUUUAAGGAUCUACUGCAAAAUGACAGUCAAAGAUCCUAUUUAUGAUAGGAGCCCUCUGCUGUUUUUGAUCAUCUACUGCCAAAACGCUAGUUAAAGAUCCUCUAUUGGACAGUAGCUCUUUUUAAGGAUCUACUGCAAAAAUGCCAGUCAAAGAUCCUGUGUACGACGGGAAUGCUCGGCUGUUUUCAAGGAUCUAUCUACUGUGAAAAAAAUGUCUGGUAUGACGGGGAUGUGUUGCUGUUUUUAAGGAUCUACUGCAAAAACACUAGUCAAUGAUAUUGUAUAUGACGGAAGUGCUCUGCUGUUUUUAAGGUUCUAUUGCAAACAUUCCAGUCAAAGAUCCCCUAUAUGACAGGAAAGCUCUGCUGUCUUUAAGGAUCUACUGCAAAAACACCCAUUAAGGAUCCCAACUUUUUUUCCCACGGACCAGCUCGUGUUCCCACAAAUCUGGGGCGGGUCCAACAUUAUAGAGAUGUAAUGUUUCUUAUUUAAUAUGUAUUGUGUAAAACUAAGACAGUAACAACAUCAAAUUAAAAGCACAAAAUGAAUACAGACCCACCAUCCACCAGUACGAGCCUGGAGGCUUUUUUUCCAGAGAGAAGAUUAUUACGUUGCUGUUUGAUGUGUGUGGUAAAAGGAAGUGUGCUGGCAGUUAACUUGAGGUUGUGCACCAACAAAUAUGCACAUUAUCGCUCGAUAACAUCAUCACAACUCACCUUUCUGCAUUCCCACGUAGUAUCAGCAUUUGAGACCAGGUGAAAGAAAAACGGUGAAAAUACAGUACAGUAGUCUAUCUGUGCAGUGUGGGAGAAAGCACACGCACAAUGGUGCAUUCAAGGACAAUCGUGGGACGGAUCGCCGCUCGCAUCAGACAUCAUACACAUGCAAAAGCUAUGGGAUAUGUAUCUGUGUAUUAUUAUUAAAAUAAUGGCCCAUAUUUCCAAAAUUGAUAUGCAUUCAUAUCAAAUUGCUGAUGCUCUAUGUACAGAAGCGCUCUGCUGUUUUUAGGAAUCUUGUGCAACCACAACAAGAGCAGGGCUAUCUCUUUGCCGGUCUGGUGUUAUUCAAUGGCCCGCGUGCUGCCAGUCGGACAGCAGAAGAAGAGAUGGAGCAUGUGCAUAAAGUGUGCAGUUGAUUGGAUCUGGGACAUUUUCAGGCUCACAAAACAUUCUUUUGUGGAUUCCCCAAAAACGUUUCAGGGUGGACAGGGCUUCUUUACCGUUGCCCUCGUCCCACCCCGCCCUGACAUCCCCUCCUCCUGAGAGGGAUGAUGGGUCCAAAGCCGACAAUGUCACAGUCCAUCUCCAUCCCGUCUUCCCUUCUAGCAGCAGCUGCCUGAAGCUCCAACAAAAGAAGAAAAAAACAUUUUUCUCUCAAAUGUGCAGAGUGGUCAUUGAAUACGCACGCUUUAAGGACUUUUCAGGCUAAUAUUUCUCCUUCUCGCGCAUCAUUAGACGUCUAUUGUACCAAUGUGGGGAAAAUGUGCUGGCUCCCCAGCUGGGACAAGGUAUGAAUUUCAAUGUGAGGCGACGACUCCUUCACUGGAGCUCUGUAGUGGGGCAUUAGGUGUGAAAUACCUCCUCACUGCUGCACUUCAUGCCCUCACAUUUCACAUUAUUCCUCACAUGGGCUAAAUCUGAGCAAAGGGAUGCUCGGCGGUGACCACCAUUAACGUCAACAAUAUCCGCAUCCUUCAUACUUCAUGCAAUAAAGCAGCAGUCAGUAACACUGGUUAGCUCUGCCUUAGCGUGAGGUAGGAUUACACAAAAAACACCUAAAUUCUAUGAAAAUCACUGCAGAUCGGUUAUAUUUUGGUGCAGAUCUGGACAAAAGUGCGGCUCAAGGCAUUCAUUGUCAUCCUUCGAGUCGCUCCAGCAUGAAAAUGGCGUCAUCCAGUCUGCCCACUGUUCCAGGAAGGUGUCCGCUAACUAUCUGAAAACUGAGAAAUAAACCAAACAUACACUGCUCUGCUAAUUUCAUUUCUAUUACGUGUUGUUCGUUUUUGCUUCAGGGCUACUGUUGUCCAUCAUAAUAACAUCUAAAUAUAAACUGCGAGUGGUGCACAUUUUUUACACGGUAAAGUAACAGCUCUUGUCUGUGUGAUAACAUUUUCUCUUCAAACAACACUAAACACAAACGUUAGCAGCUGAUGCUAUUGCCACCAACCAUGCCAACCAUGUUGUAGUCACGAUGCUUUACUUUACUUUACUUUACUGUUCUCUUUACUUGUCUUGCUUGCUUGCUGCUGUAACAAGUAAAUUUCCCCGCUGUGGGAUAAAUAAAGUACAUACAAUACAACAGCCAACAGCAGGUGUCCAGGCUGGUCAGCCAGUAUUGGAGACUUCCAAAGACCGGUCACCGUGGCAACAAGAGAGCGGCUAUUUCUCUUAAUACAAGUCAUCAUAGCAUACACAUUAUAUUUCUUUCAGUUAACUGUAUUCAUAAUGUGCCUUUAAAGUUCUUGUUGCGUUUCUGCCAUAAUGCAGCUAAUAUAUGUGGAAUUUUUUGUAAAACAUAGCAACAAACCUGCCAAAAAAAAACAGCGCAUCUUCGCGUCUAUCAGAAUAGAAAGUAGCUCUCUUUUAGCUUCUCUAAUCUUACAUUUACACUUUUUAAACCCAUCCGUCGCAGCCCUCAAAUGUUUAAUUCCCUGCAACCAAAACAACCUUUACUUUCAUAUUCAUUCUAUUUGUUUUUAAUUAGCCAAGAAAAGACCAUAAAGGAGGUGCUGUUUGCCUUCAGUGGCAUCACCUCUGUCGUUUAGAUUAUUAUCAUAGAGCUACAUGACUUAUGGGUCUUAUGACUGUCCUGUGGUCAAACACCAUCAUAAUCUCAAACGAGAUCAUAUUUGUUGAGAGUGCUGGCUGUAAAAUGUUACAGCCUCCCCCCGCCCCGCAGUAAAUUAGCAUUUAUGGUGAAAUGGCAGCGAGGCGGUGUGCUUUAAUGGGCCGUAGCCUUCCUUGACUGCGCGUCUCUGAGCUUUAAGGACGACGUCCAGCCAGGCCCUAAACCUCUGUACGCGCUCCCUGUCACACUUGGAUCUAAUACAAAUGAGCAAUAAAUACGUCCUUGUUGAUUUUAGGAGUGGUAAAGGUUUGUCUUUAUUUUGAAAAGGCUUCUUUGUCACCUCCCUGCCCAAUUAAAGCUGUUUUGUAAUUUAGUUUUCUUCAUUGCUUUGCUUUUUAUUACCCAAAUGGAUUGUUUUUUCCUCAUAAAGUUAAGGAAAUGUUGUGGAUACAAGCAGAGGAAAUGGGAUUACGUCUCACAGCUGGCCUGGAAACGCCUUGGAGUCCUCCUGGUGGACCUGGAAGAGGCGGUCGGAGACCGGAAAGUCUGGACAUCCCUACUGAGACUCCUGCCCCCGCGACCCGGAUAAGCCGAAGAAAAUGGAAUGGAACUUAGACAUUGUCCCACUUAUUUCACUCAAACAAUGAGAUUGUCUUAUUCAUUAAAAUACACAGUAAUCCCUCGUUUAUCACAGUUCAUUGGUUCGAGAUCCGAUCGUGAUAAGUGAAUUUACGCAAUGUAGGAUUCCUUCUUUGUAAAUGGAAUAUUUUGAUAGUUCGAGCACAGACAACCUGUUUACGACCGUCUAAAUAUAUGUUUUCAACAUUAUUAGAGCCCUCUAGACAUGAAAUAACACUCUUAUAGUCACCUUUACACUCGUAUUACCCAGUAUAGUAGACAUAAUAACAGAAAAUAAGACAUAUUAGACAUAAAUAAGACAUAACAUAAGAGCCUCUCUGGACAGCGUACUUCCUGCGAUGGCUAUUGUCUCAUCAAUGUAACAUUACUGACACUUAGUGACCAGUGUAGAAUACUACAUAUUAUGUCUUCUGAAUGCCUUAUACUUGUAUUUUGUUCAUUUAGCCAUUUGUAUGCUUGAAAUGCUUCAUUUAGGCCAAGAAUACCUAAAAUUUGAUUAAAUAUGUAUAUUUGUGAUAAAUAAUGGGCCGUAGUCAACCACAAAACAGCGAUAAUUUAUUAAUGAAUUUAUUCUGAAAAACUGAUUUGAACUGCAGAGUGGCGGGGGACGACUGGAAAUACAAAAAUAUGCAAUAUGUAGUGAUUUAGUAUGUUAUUAUGAAUGAAUUCAGAUAUUAAUUUGGGAUCCAGAAAGCUACAUUUUGUUUUAAAAAAAAUAAAGAAAAAAGAAAUAAAUAUAUACUGUAUUGUUUUGUAUAAAUAAAUGUGAUUUAAAAAAAAUAUUUUUGCUGGAACCAAUUCUAAUUAUGUUAGAUUGAGUAAAUUAGAUAAUGAUUGUAUUUUGUUUUUCUUUUAUAUACACUACAUUAGGGCUAGAUUACGUUCUAAUGUACAUUUUGUACAUUAAAGAUGAUAAAAGCAAUUCCAUGUAAGUUAAUAUAAGCUAAACUAUCUGAACAAAACAUCCACAUCUUAGCUUUGUGUUAGCAUACCAUUACUUUAAUACAAUCUAACUAUCUAAAGGCCGCCAGGCCGCAAUUUGGACCCCCCUGCCGUAAAUGUUUUGUAUUGUAUUGCUCUGAAUUGUUAAGACACUUUAUCAAUAAAGAUAUAUGAGGAACACAGAAAAAAGUGUGCAUGUGUCUUUAAGGGCGGGAGGGACUCUGUCCUAACGUUUUUGAAGGGAAAUGAUGGUCACAAGUGAUUAAAUAAAGUGUGAAUUUUUAAAAUGGUUUUUGGACUGCGUUACACAAUCCCGGUGAGUUGAAUAAAAUAUUUAAAUAAAUGCCUACAUUUCACAUGUAUUUACCAAUGCAUCACUUCUGUAAUUCGG